Molecule: messenger RNA, 1962 nt
Organism: Chenopodium quinoa (quinoa)
Lineage: Eukaryota; Viridiplantae; Streptophyta; Magnoliopsida; Caryophyllales; Amaranthaceae
Product: abscisic acid 8'-hydroxylase 2-like
Exons: 8
Coding region: 298-1779 (493 amino acids)
Biological process (GO): sterol metabolic process
Molecular function (GO): heme binding; oxidoreductase activity, acting on paired donors, with incorporation or reduction of molecular oxygen; iron ion binding
Source: RefSeq, a predicted model, not a curated record
AGAUCAACAAAUUAUAGAGAAAUAGAAGUAAGAGAGGGGGAAAAAAACUGCCCUAACAGGGAGAAGCAAAGUGUUGCCAAAGAAAGGGUGACGCUUGUCAUGUAAAAUUAGCCCUCACCUAUCUCCCUCUCUAUAUAAAGGCCCCCCACUUCACCUCAACUUUGAACUAACAUUAUUCCCACACAAUUACAACAACAACAACAAUUUUCAACAACACAAAAUAAAACCUUCGCUUAUUUUGCCACCUAUCUUUGUUUUCCCCCCCUUAUUAUUCCCCAAAAGCCAACAACAACAACCAUGCAAUACUCUUCUCUCCUUUCCUUUCAUUCUCCUCUUCUUCUUCUUGUUGUUUCUCCUUCUACUUCUUUCUUGAUCUCACUAUUUCUCUUCUUUUUAUCUCUCCUAUUUCUUGUUAUUCUUUUCCAAUUACUAUGGUUUUUAUACCCCAAUGAUAGAAGACCACUACCCCCUGGGUCUAUGGGUUGGCCUUAUCUUGGUGAAACUCUUAAGCUCUACACUGAAAAUCCCAACUCCUUCUUCUCUAAUAGAAAAAAAAGGUAUGGUGAUAUAUUUAAGACGCAUAUAUUGGGAUGUCCAUGUGUUAUGAUAUCAAGUCCUGAAGCGGCAAAGAUAGUUUUAGUAAGUAAAGCUCAUCUUUUUAAGCCAACAUAUCCACCUAGCAAGGAGAAGAUGAUUGGUCCUGAGGCUUUGUUUUUCCACCAAGGAGCCUACCAUUCUAAGCUCAAGAAGCUUGUUCAAGCUUCUUUCCUUCCUUGUGCUCUUAAGGGUGCCGUCUCUCAGAUUGAAAAUAUUGUCCUCGACUUUCUUCCUACUUGGGAGAAUAACAACUCCAUCAACACUCUAGUUGAGAUGAAGAAGUAUGCAUUCGACGUGGCAAUAAUAUCGGCCUUUGGUGACAGAAAAGAGUUGGAGGUUGAAGGAAUCAAGCAUUUGUAUCAAUGCUUAGAGAAGGGAUACAAUUCUAUGCCCCUAAAUUUCCCCGGAACCCCUUUUCACAAAUCUAUGAAGGCAAGGAAGCUUCUAAAUGGGACAUUAAGAAAGCUUAUUGCAAAACGAAAGGAGAAUAACAACAUAGAUGGAGGAUUAUUAGGAGUGUUACUUAAAUCAAGAGAGCAAGAAACAUCAAGUAAUUAUGAAUUAAGUGAUUCACAAAUUGCUGAUAAUAUUAUUGGAGUCAUUUUCGCUGCUCAUGAUACUACUGCUAGUGUCCUCACAUGGGUUCUCAAAUACUUACAUGAUAAUCAACAUCUUCUCGAAGCUGUCACGAAGGAACAAGAAGGAGUUAGACAAAGUUUGAUAGAGGAGGCUAACCGUGGUCUUACGUGGGAGGACACUAGGAACAUGCCUUUGACUAGCCGGGUGAUUCAAGAGACGUUGAGAACAGCAAGUAUACUAUCAUUUACAUUUAGAGAGGCAGUCCAUGAUGUUGAGUUUGAAGGGUAUUUGAUUCCAAAAGGGUGGAAAGUGUUACCCUUGUUUAGAAGCAUUCACCAUUGCGCAGAAUUCUUCCCUCAACCUGAAAAGUUUGACCCUUCAAGAUUUGAGGUACCACCAAGACCUAACACAUACAUGCCAUUUGGUAAUGGAGUCCACUCUUGUCCAGGAAGUGAGCUAGCCAAGCUUGAAAUGCUAAUUUUCGUGCACCAUCUCACCACCACCUACAGGUGGAAAGCUAUAGGAGACGAAGAUGGAAUACAAUAUGGACCGUUUCCUGUCCCGAAGCAUGGUUUUCCCAUAAUGGUGCACCCACGAAAGUGAAUGAAAUAAAAUUGGAGCAAAUCCUAGCUAUAACAUUUUUUUUAUUAAUUUUUAGGGGGAGGGCCCAAUUCUGUAUCCUCCACUGAGAUUAGUAGUAGUAUCACUAUCAUUAAGAUGGUGGUUAAUGUAAGUAAUAAUGUAAGUUUGUGAAGAGGCAAAAUGAAAUCCAAAAGGUUGAGAAAU